AUGGAUAGGUGAGUGAACACAUUUGGGCCAUGGAUGUUUGCAUUUGUUGAUAACGAAAACACUGCGCGUUAUUGAGAGAGUGUUCUCUCUCUCCCUCUCUUCUAGUCUACCCGUCUCUUCUCGUUCACCCUGUCUUUACUGCGCGCGAUAGAAUGCUAACUAACAGACGCAACACGACGAGUAAAACUAUCAUAAAUGAACACCACUGAUAAUUCCAGUCUUCCUUUGCUGCCCACUUCUAACGAGAAGAAAUCGUCAAAACUUAUCAGUUUUAUACGUGUAAUUGUGAGUUUUUAAAAAAGUCUUUUAAAGUCAAUAUAAAAACCAAAUAAUUUACAGAUUAAAUGUACAACAUGCUUUGAAAAACUACUAUUUUUCAUUGGAAUUAUUUUUUCAAUCUGCACUGGUCUCUGUCAGCCUUUUAUGAGUUAUACCUUUGGAGAAGUUGCUCAAGUACUGGUAACAAUCACAAAUGCAAUCAACAACAAAACAAUCGGUAAUAGAGACAAAUAUUAAUCCAAUUUUUAUUUGAAUAUUCAGAUCCUGCUGAUCUCGAAAAAGCAUACGAAGUGUACGAACACGACAUGAAUCGCGUCUCUCUCCAUUUCUUCCUUUGCGGUUCUGCUUACUUUAUUUUUGGAUCUCUUCAGGUAUAAAAUCAGAUGUUCUCCUUUUUCAACUCAUUUUCAGUUCUCCGUCAUGAAAUUCGUCGGAGACAACACCACUUAUCGUGUUCGCAAACAAUACAUUUCCCGUCUGCUCCGCAAAGACGCCCAGUACUUUGAUAGUGUAUCAACUGGACAUUUGUCGACCGUUCUGAAUGAGUAUGUGAACAAAACAAGUCGUGAGUUCAAGAAUUUCUGAAAUUACAGCAAUCUGGAACGAUUUCGAGAAGUGUUCAACGAAAAAAUCGCACUUAUCCUUGCCUUUCUCACUGACUUCAUUGUUGGCACAUCAUUGGCGUUCUACACUGACUGGAGGCUAGCAUCUUAUGGUAUCUUUUUCUCGCUUGGAAUAGCAUUCUCCGGCUUCUUGAACUCUGCCAGCAUGAUGGCUUCGACUGAAAAACAGAAUAAACAUUACGCGAAUGCCGGUUCGAUUGCAUCCCAAACUCUCGGAGCCUUCAAAACAGUCUGCUCCCUUAACGGACAGAAACAAGAAAUUGCACGGUAGUGUACAAAAUCAAAGGCAAUAACAAAGUUAUUAAUUUCAGAUACACGGCAGAACUGAAAGAAGGUGAACGACACGGAUUCCGUCGAGCUCUCGGUUAUGCAAUCUCGAGAGGUGUCACUUAUUUCUUCUGUAACGCAUUGAACACUGCUGUUCUGUACGCUGGUACAAACAUGAUCUACUCGCAUAGACUUGAACCUGCAAUUGUUGUUAGGGUAUGCUCUCUCGAUAGAUAUGCUUGACGAGGAAAACAUAGUAAUUUGCAGUUGUUCCAUUUCUUAAUGUUCGGAGCUUUCUGCCUCAGUGAAGCACUUCCCCACCUCUCCCUUUUAUCAAGUGCCAUUUCGUCAUCAGCUCCAAUUGCUGAAAUGCUGAUAAAAGUAAGUUACAAGAAAAGAUAAUGAAAACAGUCACGUAUUGUAGGACGACAAUGUUAUUGAAAGAGAGGAAGAAGACAAUGGAAGUGAAAUGGAGGUUCAGGGAAGGAUUCAGUUCGACAAUGUCCGAUUCUCCUAUCCAUCUCGUCCGGACUCUGAAGUUCUGAAAGGAAUCUCAUUCAAUGUGAACAAUGGCGAAUGCAUUGCACUAGUUGGUGCAAGUGGAAGCGGAAAAAGUACAGUUGUGCAACUUCUGCUCCAUUAUUACAACAUUGAUUCCGGAGACAUUCUGAUUGAUGGAGUGAAAUUGAAUUCAAUAGGUCUCAAGAAACUCCGACGCGUCAUUGGAGUGGUUUCCCAAGAACCGGUGCUUUUCAACACGACGAUUGAGGAGAAUAUCAGAUUCGGAAAUCCAAAUGCGACUUUGCCCGAAAUUUAUGGAGCACUGAGGAAGGCCAACGCAUAUGAUUUCGUAUGUGGAUUCCCAAAAGGGAUAAAAACAGUAGUUGGAGAAAGAGGAGCACAGUUGUCUGGAGGUCAGAAACAGAGAAUUGCAAUUGCAAGGACGUUGGUACGAAAUCCGAAGAUCUUACUUUUGGACGAAGCAACGAGCGCCUUGGACAAUGAAAGUGAGCAUGUUGUACAGAAAGCUCUUGAAAAUGUUAGUAAACACUGAUCGCGUUACAGUUAUCUAUAAAAUUGAUUUAGGCUGCACAAGGGAGGACGACAAUUGUGGUCGCACACCGAUUGUCUACCAUCAGAAAUGCUAGCAAGAUUAUUGUGAUGCAAAAAGGAAAAGUAUGAUUUGGAAUAUGGUGCCUGAGUGAGUUGAAUAUUCACUUCUGUUUUUCAGAUUGUGGAAGUAGGCAAUCACGAUGAACUGAUAGCGAAUCAAGGAGUCUAUAACGAUUUAGUGCAAGCGCAACUCCUGGAUUCGAGCGAUUUUGGUGAUCUUUCACCUUUAGCCGCCAGACAGCAAUCUCAAGAAUUGUCACCUCUUCACAGUUACACAAUGCAGAGAAGCACUAGCAACGAACCGGGUGUUCAUGACAAUGAAAUGGAACGGAUACUUGACGAGCUCAAUCAGGAAGGUGCAAAAAAAUCGAAUCUGAAAGAGAUUAUCAAAAUGUGUCACCCGGAUUACUGUAUUCUACUGAUUGCCGUGUUUGGUAGUGUUAUUCAAGGUUUCAGCUAUCCCAUUUUGGCUCAACUCAUUGUCCGCACUUAUCAGGUUGGCACAUCAGGACUAGAACUCAUAAUUCCAUCGGUUUUUUCAGGCAUACUCCAUGGAAGGUGAAGACAUUCUUACUUACGGUCACUUAUGGGCUCUCUCGUACUUGUUUCUGGCUGUCUUCCGGCCAAUCACAUUGUAUUGCCAGUAUUACUACUUUGGAAAAGUCGCAGAACGACUAUCAACUCGACUUCGCGUAAAAUCAUUUGAACACCUUCUAUCUCUUCCGUGUGCUUUUUACGAUGAUCCGAAACAUUCACCCACCAGACUGGCAACACGGCUCAACACAGAUGCUUCGAAUGUGAAAGCGGCCGUAGACGACCGUCUAGGAUGCGUAUUAAUGACUUUUGUGGCAAUCACUGUCGCCAUCACAACCGCAUCGAUAUACUGUUGGAAAAUGACGUUGGAGGUAAGAACAACACGACUGUGCCAUCAUGGACAUCAUAAAACAGGUUCUCAUGUUCUUUCCACUACUUUAUAUUGCCGAGUACUUUUACGAAACUGCAAUCGAAAACGCAGUUCAUGAGGAUUCAAUCGCCUUCGAAAAUAGUAACAGAGUGAGUUUUUCAGCGUUCUGCCUGACUAAAAAUAGUGGUUUGAAGACUGCAAUAGAAGCGAUCGAGAAUGUGAGAACUGUGAGAUCGCUCAAUUUGGAAAACAAGAUUAUGACGAUGAUCACCGACCAUCUACAGAAAAGCCGUAGUUCGUACCUGAAACGGGCCGCAAUUCAGGUAACAGAUUUGUUUGGGAUCUUUCAAAUACUAUAUUUUUAUUCAGGGUGUUUCUAAUGGUCUCUCGAUGAGCUGUUUCUUAUUUGUCUAUUCAGUCUCUUUCAAGUUUGGAACGUAUUUAGCGCUACGCAAAGAGGUAGCUCCGAUGGACACGUACUUGGUUCUUAUGACAUUGUCAAUGACAUCGAACAUGGCUGGUUCAGCCGCCGCAUACCUUCCGGAUUAUAAAAAAGCAGUGCACGCUGCUGGACUGAUAUUCAAACUGUUCACUUAUCCGGCCACUAUGCCAUUCGACUCGAAAGACGGAAAGAUCAACAUUGUCUCGGGAGAAAUCGAAGGAGAAGAUCUUCACUUCCAUUACGAACAACGACCAGAUCACAUGGUUUUGAAUGGCGUCAAUCUGAAGGUAGAGGCUGGAAAGACGCUUGCUCUGGUUGGACCGAGUGGGUGUGGAAAAUCUACAAUCAUCUCACUUCUGGAACGCUUUUACCAUGUCGCUGAUGGGGAAAUGGUAAUCAGAUUUGGAAUAACUUAUCAUAAAACGCAAUUUUUUUCAGAAUAUCGACCAUGAAAACGUAGAGGACAUCAAUUUGCACCAUCUUCGAUCGAGUGUUGCACUGGUGUCACAGGAGCCCACUCUCUUCAACUGCUCCAUCCGAGAAAACCUUCUAUACGGAUUGACCCGCACAGUUCCGCAGUUGGAAGUGGAGAAAGCUCUGCAGACUGCAAACGCAUUCCAUUUCGUAUAUCAAUUCCCUCAGGUUCGGAUCUUGACCUUUCACCUCAGCGAACUCGUUCUUUCAGGGAUUGGACACAAUUGUUGGUGAGCGUGGGGCACAGCUAUCUGGAGGUCAGAAGCAAAGAAUCGCAAUAGCACGUGCAAUCCUCCGAAAUCCAAAAAUAUUGCUACUGGAUGAGGCGACAAGUGCUCUGGACACAGACAGUGAAAAGGUUACUGAAAACAAGCUGAUCUACAUAUACAUUAUACUUUCAUCAGGUGGUGCAAAAUGCUCUGGAUACUGCAAGUGAACGUCUCUCCACUGUCAUCGUUGCUCAUCGUCUGUCUACCGUUGUCAAUGCUGACUCUAUUGCAGUGCUGAAAAACGGAAAAGUUGCAGAACAAGGUAUUCACAGAAACAUAACAAAUUGACAUUUUUAUUUUACAGGAACUCACGAGGAAUUGCUCAGAUAUCGAAAUGUCUAUUGGCGAUUGGUUCAGAAACAAGGAGUUCAAGUACAAGCCGCUUCAUACUAG
Messenger RNA from Caenorhabditis sp. 36 PRJEB53466, 4764 nucleotides. Lineage: Eukaryota; Metazoa; Nematoda; Chromadorea; Rhabditida; Rhabditidae. The record is from the annotation of a GenBank genome assembly.